Molecule: messenger RNA, 2871 nt
Organism: Acanthoscelides obtectus
Lineage: Eukaryota; Metazoa; Arthropoda; Insecta; Coleoptera; Chrysomelidae
Source: the annotation of a GenBank genome assembly
CAGACGUCAAUGGUGGUGCGUAGAAUCAAAACAUUGCUGAAAUCUCCCAACUUAGAUAGAAAAUAUAGCUGUUGUUCAGUGUUUCAGUGUUAAAUAAAAUGGGCUUUGAUAAUACGACAGAUAAACUGAUUACGCUGAAGAAUCGGAAAAAUUCAAUACAAAUCAUCGCGAACAAAGAUAUUGACAAUGAUAAAAGUAACAACUGUGAAAAAGCUCUGAACUACUUAUUAUCCUCUAGUAUUAAGUUAGAGGCAAGCUUAGAUAUAAACAAUAUAACUAUACUGGAGCUUUCCCAUUGCUGUCUAACCGAAGUGCCACAAUAUUUGAAACAACUUAAACUGAAACAUUUAGGUCUAGCUCACAACAAGCUUCAACAGGUACCUCUAUGCCUGUAUAGUGGCCUGAAGUACUUAGAAUCCUUGGAUUUGAGCCACAAUUCGAUCUCAGAGUUUGGUAUGGAACCAGAUUGCGUCUUUUCUUUGAAAUUAUUGAAGUUGAACCAUAACUCAUUUAAGGACUUACCAAAGUGGCUCCUCAACUUCAAGAGUAUCAACUUAGAAGAUUUCAAUUAUAGCUGUAAUAAAGCUAGUCAUUAUAAUUUCAAGAAGAAUAGUUUUAACCUCAAUGUUACCAAAGUAAAGAGGGUGAAGUUAAGAAAUACUGACAUGAUUGACAGCGAUUUUGCCUUCUUGAGAUGCUUCAAGCAACUUGAACACUUAGAUAUAAGCAACAAAUAUUAUAAAUAUUCGAAUAGGUUCAAAGAUAUCGAUGAUUUAUUCGUCAAGCAAGUUUGGAAACAACUAACCGUGCUAAAAUUGAAUGACUUGUCGAUCUCGUUUUUUCCUGAGGGUAUAUUGUGGUUGGAAAGUUUAAAAGAAUUGAGCAUUCAAAAAAAUGUAAUUUCUUGGUUUCCCGAUGGAAUACAGUAUAUGGUGAACUUAGAGGUUUUGGAUAUUUCAAAUAAUACCCUAGUUGCUAUUCCCAAAGAAAUACUUGAGCUGCAAAGCUUGAAAGUACUUAAAGCUGCACGAAAUUCUAUCGAUCAAGUUCCAGACUUGUUCAGUAUGAAAAAUCUUUCAACGCUAGACCUCUACGAUAAUUUAUUAGAUACAUUGAAGUAUAAUCUCCAAACAGUCGAAUAUGUUGAUCUAGAAUUCAACUACCUAGAUACGGUAGAAUUUGGAGACUCUUACUCUGAAAAGAAGAUCAGCUAUAGAGAAAAAUAUCGCUACAGUAGGAUGGAUGGUGUCCAAAUGCGAUGCGAACAUUGGUCAAGAUCGAGUUUUACCUCAGAAGAGUCUGGGAGUGAACUGAGAAUUGUAGCCAGUGAAGAUAUAGAUCUUGAAGAUUGGGAUGCCCCUUCGGAAGUGAGACAAACCAGCCCUGAUAUUGAUAGCGCUGAUGAAGAUUGGCAAGGAGAUGAAAUAUGUCCUGUGAAAACGAUUGUGCAGACUGAGAGAGUUUAUGUGCCGGAUGAAGACUGGAUGUUUGAAGAUGCUGACUGGUAGCGCGUCCCUUUUUUUUAUUCUUUACCGGUGCGGCGUUGUUAUUUUAAACGUUGUGUCGGUCACACAGUGGUAUAUCUAUGCGAAAUCCUGGUAAAAGUUGAAAAAAGAACAUGAAUUAAAAUCAUUAUCUAUUUUAAAGUUUAAUACCUUAAACAAUAAGUUAGCCAUGAAAUCAGAGCUUUGCUUACUCUACCUCUACCAUGGUAGAGUAUUAGACUUAAAGUUUGUGAUGUGUUAUUUGACACUAAUUUUUAACGAAAAAAUUAGAGAGCUUCUGUAUAAUCCGUUGUGUUGUGUGUUAAAAGUAUUUGCGCAUCUGAAUACGGAUCAUAAUAGAGAGAGUACGAACUUUUAUUUGAUAUAACAGAAAUCUGUCAUUAUCAUUGUUUUCAUGUACACCGUGAAUUGAACGAAUCUUUAACUUCAUUUCUUUAUGCUAGCAUUGUUCAAAGUGAUUGCUGAUUUGGUCUUAGCGACCGCGAAAACCUAUAUAAUACGCGUCUGGACCCGUAUGCCGGACUUGUUUUGAAAUUGCCAUUGAAUUGACCUUGAAAUGACUUACAUAUGCCCCCAUAGUGACUAAUUGACUUCGAAUUUGAAAUGUGAGAACCGAAUAACCUAAAUGAUUUACGGUUAGACUCAGCUGCUCGACUUCUUUUCACAUUGUCUUCGAUAUGACCUUGAAAUGUCCUUUGAAUGACCUCAUAGAGACAAACUAACCACCGACACAAAAAACCCUAUGCUACUGAUAUUUGUAUAAAUGCCGCAGACAUUUUUUUGCCAGCUUUUUGACGUUCUAGACCACUGUGCGUCAUAACUGUUGAAUAGCGAUUUUAUGCUGUUUUCUUUAAGUGAAAUCUAAUAUCUGGGUAUUAGUUCGGGAUCCUAUGGACCUCGACGUUUGAAUUAUCUGUUUUCAAGAUCUCGGAUUUUGAUCGUUGAAUGUAUGCCACAAAAGAACUUUGGACCAACAUCUAUAGUUUAAGCGUGUCACUUUAUUUUUCGUGAUACGCUUGAUCCCAGCCUAUUUGGAAGAAUUGUUCUAAAGUUAAUCAAACGCCGAGAACACUAAAAAAUCAAAAUGAAGGUUCAAAAUCUUUUUGCGGUAUCACGCAGAUAGGGUGAAAGAAUUAUCGAAGUACUAGAGUACCGUUUAAAUUGUACCUGACUUGUGAAUAUUGUACAAGGAACGUGACAUUUUAUUUUCAGAUAUAUUUUCUCAUUAUUCAUCAGCACCACUGGAUACUUGGAAAAGUAACAUUAUUUUUCGAUUGUGUAUUUAAUGUCUGAUCAUCUUAUUGAGAUUUUUAAUUAUUUAUUGUAGUGAUUGCCAUUAUUGUUUUAUUUUGGGUUUCAUCUUGCA